AAUCAAUCGUAUCAAGAUCGCAUCGCAUCACAUCACUACUUUAGGUGUCAAAUGUCAGUCAAUAUAUCCAAAAUGGCUUUGAUUUGUUUUUAUUUUGCAUUGUGAUAUUUAAAGCAAGCUCCAGAAGCAAUGGAGACUAAUGUGGAAUCUUACAAAUUACUGUGUACCACCUGUCUGUGCUUCGGUCGCACUCUGCAGCCACUGAGAGAAGAAAAACUCAACCAAUGUUACUUGGAUAUCAUCAAGGAAAUACCACUCUACAACACACCAAUACAAAGUCCAAGUGUCUGCUUAGAGUGCUCCGCUUCACUCCGGAAGGUGGUGUCUUUCAGGGAGCAAGUGCAGGACUCCUAUAGGAUCCUGCAAGCUUAUACCAAUGAGACCCUCACCGAGUUCCUUCUGACUGAUGUGUCCCGCCCGCCAAAGCUCAGAGUCCAAUGUUUGGAGACCGUAGACAUACAGCCAACUGAUGUCAACUCUGAGACAGGUGGAGACAAACAUGUGCUCAAAAAUGAGCUCAAGAAUGAGUUUUGUGAUAUCAAAGUUCAAAUAGACAGAUCAUUCAAAGAGCGGAGUGACUCAGUGAGGGAUGAAGAGUCGGCUGACAACAACCACUUUGUGUGUGUGAAAGAUGAGCUCAAGGAUGAAAAUAGAGAAGAUGAGACAGAGUUAAGAGAUUCACUCUCAGACUGCCCUCUAUCGGAUCACGAGAAUGCAUCGCAAUUGGACGAGCAACUCCAUUGUCGGAUGGAGAAGGAGUUGCAGUCAUUCAUGACGGAGAUGAAGAAGGAGAAAGUUAAAGUCAAGAGGAAAAAGAAGAAACGGAAGAAUGAAAAUGACAAAACAUCAACAGAAACAAAACAAGACACAUCCAAAAUAUUAACAAUAGAGUUGUCUUACGAGGAAAUGUUAGCAGAGAGAGAGAAAGACUCUAAUAAGGAGAGCUAUACUAAUGCUGAGUUUAAGUGUGAGAGUUGUCUCAUCGGGUUCAAUUAUAAGACUAGUUACAGUUCGCAUAUGGCUGCCAAGCAUUCGCCGUCAACAGGUAGCUACAGCUGUUUAAUCUGCAAGACACUAUUCUCCACGAUAGAAUCCCUCCAAGUCCACCACAAGCGCCACCUGCGGCGGUACCAAUGCGGCCUGUGCGGCAAACGAACCAUGGAUAUGAAGGUUAUGGAGCAACACUACUACUCCACGCAUGAUAUAUCGCUGAAACAAUACGAGUGUCCAGUUUGCCCUCACGUUUCCAACUCCAUAGACCUGCACCGCUACCACAAGGACACGCACAAGGCGCGGCUGCAGUGUCCCAGCUGCGACAAGUCCUUCAUCCACAGGGCGGGGCUCCUCAACCACCGGCUGGCCGUGCACGAGCUGCGCAACUCCUUCCCGUGCGCGCUCUGCGACAAGGUGUUCCGCUGGAGGACCAGCCUCAAGCGCCAUGCGGAGAAGCACGAUGCUCACACUCAGGAGCGGGCUACGUCUAGUAUUCGCUGCGAGGCGUGUAAAAUCAGUUUCGCGUCCGAGUGUUCGUACAGACGACACAUGAAGAACAGCCUCAAACACGUGUCUCAGGACCAGCUCAGAUAUGUGUGCGACGAUUGUAACAAACGCUUCGCGGAUAAAACCAAGCUGAGGGACCAUAUUGAGGAGAAACAUUUGCAUAAGACGUACCAGUGCCACAUCUGUCUCAAGCCGUCAAAAAACCGCGUAGGUCUGGACCAGCACAUUCGUAACGUACACAAGGGCAGGCCCAACAAUAAGAUGUGCCACCAUUGCGGGAAAGGGUUUCCGACCAAAGUCCAACUGGAGUCCCACAUCAGGACACACACGGGCGAGCGCCCGUUCAUAUGCGAAUUCUGUCCCACAAUGUUCUCACAGCAGUCCAACUUGUACAAGCACAACCGACAGGUCCACCUAAACAUGAAAUCGAAGCGCUACCCAGCCGGCAAGAAGCGCAGAGAGGACCCGAGCCCAGCCUAUCAGCUGCUGAAGAAGAGGGACGGUGUCCCCACAAUGGAAGUGCCUGCAAUGACUGUGUUCACCCACUACGACAGAUAUUGUCCUGUUUAACGUUGUUUUCAAGGUUCCGUACACAAAACGUUUAUUACAAAAGUGUGAAAAGUGUCUACAGAGAUGUUGCAUUCAACGCGUGACAAAAAAAUAUCAUGUAACCGUGCUGUGAACCGUCGAGGAGUUCCCUCGUCGGGAGCCGUUCUUGGGUGCCAUGAGGAUCAUACUCGGAUCUAUGAUGUGUGAGGCGUAUGGUACUCAUCCUAGAGUAGGGCGAUACCAUGCCGUCUCGUCGAUGUUGUACGAGGCGACGGCGACUAAGGAACAUAGCCGUGACAGUUGAUGAACAAUAAUAACAUUUCCAAAGAGAGUUGUCGCCAGGCAGGCGGCCGGUCGUAAAAUCACAGUCGAAUCUUCAGAAUUGUAAGGAUAUUUUUUACGCUGACUCAGGGUUGGUCAGCCCCGAAUUACUGGUUACAGUGGCUCUCUUUCAUCUUCAUAUUUUGAAGAUGAAAGAGAGCCACUGUUUACCCCGUAACGUGUGUGAAGACGUGAAUGUACUCAUGAGUGUAACACGUGUAGUAAAUGUAUUUAAAAAAUAUAAUCGUAGCGACUGAUUUUUAUUGUGCAAUAAAUUAUGAAAUAUUCUAAAUAA
Plodia interpunctella (Indianmeal moth) is the source of this 2665-nucleotide messenger RNA. Its product is annotated as PR domain zinc finger protein 5-like. Bases 130 to 2070 code for a protein of 646 amino acids. Gene Ontology annotation, biological process: regulation of transcription by RNA polymerase II. Gene Ontology annotation, molecular function: DNA-binding transcription factor activity, RNA polymerase II-specific; RNA polymerase II transcription regulatory region sequence-specific DNA binding; zinc ion binding. The transcript has 14 exons. The record is from RefSeq and is a predicted model, not a curated record. Gene Ontology annotation, cellular component: nucleus. NCBI's taxonomy places the organism in Eukaryota, Metazoa, Arthropoda, Insecta, Lepidoptera, Pyralidae.